AUGCUCAACUACGGCGAAGAAGCCUUCAUUAGCUGUGGUGCGACUCUUGAUCUAUCCGACGUUAUCUUUGGACAAUACCGUGCCAUUACGGCAAAGGACGACAGAUGCCUGUCUGAACUUUCAGACAAUAUCUUCACCAGAUACCUCACGCUAGUGGGUGCUGCAUAUGCGUUAAAGCGGGUAGGGAAAAAGAAUUGCGCAAUGUGUUUCUUUGGUGAUGGUGCUGCAAGCGAGGGUGAUUUCCAUGCCGCAUUGAAUUUUGCCGCCACUAUGCAAUGCCCAGUUAUCUUCUGCCGUAAUAAUAGUUUUGCAAUAUCUACACCAGCUCUUGAGCAAUAUAAAGGUGAUGGAAUAGCAAGUCGCAGCGGUAAUGACGUCUGGGCAGUGUACAACAGUGAUGAUUCAUCUGCGUAUAGAUCGAAGAAGGAAGUGGAGACAUGGAUGAGAUAUGAUAACCCAAUAACAAGUUUUCAUAGGCGGCUACAUAAUAAGGGCUGGUGGAACGAUGAAAAAGAAGCAAAGUACCGCACAGAUAUCAGGAAGGAGAUAUUAAAGUCUUUCUCCAAGGCAGAAAAAAUGCAUAAACCGUCUCUCACUGAACUCUUUAGUGAUGUAUACGAUAAGCCAACCUAA
Molecule: messenger RNA, 633 nt
Organism: Paraglomus brasilianum
Lineage: Eukaryota; Fungi; Glomeromycota; Glomeromycetes; Paraglomerales; Paraglomeraceae
Source: the annotation of a GenBank genome assembly